UCCACUUCUUGCUUUCUCUUUAUUCAGUCCUGAAGGUUGUAAUGUAUACAAAAAACAAAGACAUUUCAUCUACCAGCAUCCUGGAUAAAUCAGGAUCAACUGAGGGUUAAUUUGGUAACGUCAAGAGAACAGAAUGUCUAACAACAUGGCCAAGAUUGCAGAUGCACGAAAGACAGUGGAACAAUUGAAGCUGGAGGUUAACAUUGACAGGAUGAUGGUAUCUAAAGCAGCAGCUGAGCUGAUGGCCUACUGUGAGGCCCAUGCAAAAGAGGACCCCCUGGUGAUGCCCGUACCGUCCUCAGAAAACCCUUUCAGAGAGAAAAAGAUUUUCUGUACAGUUUUGUAGCAAUUUUUCACAGGCCACAUUGUUGACUGUUUUAUUUUCUAGGAUUAUUCGGAGACCUUAAGCCAAAUGUUUUGCUGAUUUCUUAAAUGUCACACGUUAAUAAAUGUAAAGAUUGCCUAUUAAUCUCUCCCUUAUGUUGCAUCUACCAGCUGUAAAAUUUCGAGCUUCCUUAUGUUAAGUGAUUUUCAUCAUAAAAUAUAGUCAAACGAAGCUGAUAUUGGUUCAAGCCUCUUUCUGCAAAACUGAUAAUUAAUUAGUUUACCUCAUGGUGGCGCUAUUUACAAAUAACUAACUAACUAACUAACUAACU
This is a messenger RNA of Myxocyprinus asiaticus (Chinese sucker), 656 nucleotides long. RefSeq names its product guanine nucleotide-binding protein G(I)/G(S)/G(O) subunit gamma-8-like. NCBI's taxonomy places the organism in Eukaryota, Metazoa, Chordata, Actinopteri, Cypriniformes, Catostomidae. The transcript has 3 exons. The record is from RefSeq and is a predicted model, not a curated record. Gene Ontology annotation, cellular component: heterotrimeric G-protein complex. Gene Ontology annotation, molecular function: G-protein beta-subunit binding. The coding region runs from base 134 to 346 and encodes 70 amino acids. Gene Ontology annotation, biological process: G protein-coupled receptor signaling pathway.